UCUUUCUCUCUGCUUAAUGAUUAUGGCGAUGGCUAGUAACAAUGAACACAAACCAACCUUGAUCAUGAACCACACUUCGAUCUACGAGUAUGAACGUGAUGAAGGAGAAGACUUGGAUGACUAUCAUCAAGACCAGGAUGCUUCUUCUUCUUCUCCUCCUUGCGGUGUUGGUGGUUGUUUUGGCCUCUUUGGGUUCACAUCAUGUACAUGGCGGCAAAACCACAACAACGAUUAUGAACGUAAAUACUUGCUGCAGCAAGGUGGAUGGCACAAGGAGACGACAUGUUGGUGGAGGAAGAAAUUGAACAAGGCUAAGGAGUCUACUCAAGUAUUGGACGGCUCCAAGUGGAAGACCUUCAUCAGAAAGAUUGCUGGAUAUUGCAAGACUAUGAAGCGAAAACAAAACAACAGGUUGUCCAAGAAACAAAAGAAAAAGAAUACUAGGUUUCAGUAUGAUCUUCAUAGUUAUGCUCUCAAUUUUGAUGGGGGUGUUGCUAGAGAAGGAAAUGAUGCUGCUCUUGAUUUCGCAGUAAGGUUUGCCGCUCCUUUGUCCAAUGAGCAUGGUUCCAUUGGCAGGCCGGUUCAUGAAACCACCCUUGAAUCAGCUUUUAUUGAAUCCAAACGUUAGAUUGGGUGUCGUUUGUGUUCUCUUGUUUCCUUCUUUGAUAAGUUAAUUGUGCGCUGUUAUGAAUCAUACCAAAAUCAAGUCUGUUUUUUUGUUGUACUUUUGCCUUAAAAUUUCAAUUUCACAUUAAGGCUUUUGGAAAACUACACUGCAAAAUUCUAAAACUCACAAGGAAGCAAGGCGCUUGUGAUAAACAAA
Messenger RNA from Prunus avium (sweet cherry), 823 nucleotides. RefSeq lists its product as uncharacterized. The record is from RefSeq and is a predicted model, not a curated record. NCBI's taxonomy places the organism in Eukaryota, Viridiplantae, Streptophyta, Magnoliopsida, Rosales, Rosaceae.